CCUCGCUGGCGCUCCCAACAUCGAUGCUGUCGUCGCUGCCUCGCGCUUGUUCAUCGUCGCCGCCAGCAAAAGCAGGGGCCUGCAUCACGGCCGCCAAUUCCUGGGCUCUUGUCUGCUUUCGUUCCCCGAGGAGGCAGGAACAGCAGUGGCCGCCACCUUACGGGGGCGGCCAGCUCCACCCUCGCUCUGAAUGUUGGUGGCGGCAGCGCCUCCUGUGAUUCCCGGUAGAAGCUUCUGGCUGCUGGGCAGCAAGCCUCCACCGCCUACGGCGGCCCCAAGCGAGCCGUUUUGACUGAAUUUUGCCGGGGUUUUAGUUUGCCCACCACGCUGGGUCGUUGUGGCCUCCAUGCUGUUGUCCAUGUUUGGUUGUCCUCUGUGGGGUGUGGUGUCUGUUGGAGGCAAUCGUGGAGUGAGAGCUGCUGGAGCUGCGUCUCAUGAAGAGGGAGUGUUCUUUUGGAACCUUUCCAAGGAGUCACGAUUAAAAUGAAUCUUGCUGGCGUUCCAAAAUUUGGAAUCGAAAUUUUGGAAUGUGGAACGGAGAUUUGGAAACGUUUAAAAAGGCCCUUAGACCCGUUUUAGGGCCGUUUUAAACGUUUCCAAAUCUCUGUUCCAAAUUCCAAAGUUACGAUUCCAAAUUUUGGACCAACAGCAAGAUUCAUUUUAAUCGUGACUCCUUGGAAAGGUUCCAAAAGAAAACUCCCUCUUCAUGAGACGCAGCUCCAGCAGCUCUCACUCCACGAUUGCCUCCAACAGACACCACACCCCAUAGAGGACAACCAAACAUGGACAACAGCAUGGAGGCCACAACGACCCAGCGUGGUGGGCAAACCAAAACCCCGGCAAAAUUCAGUCAAAACGGCUCGCUUGGGGCCGCCGUAGGCGGUGGAGGCUU
Molecule: messenger RNA, 892 nt
Organism: Ectocarpus sp. CCAP 1310/34
Lineage: Eukaryota; Phaeophyceae; Ectocarpales; Ectocarpaceae
Source: the annotation of a GenBank genome assembly